This is a messenger RNA of Hypoxylon fragiforme, 5819 nucleotides long. RefSeq names its product putative myosin MYO2. Lineage: Eukaryota; Fungi; Ascomycota; Sordariomycetes; Xylariales; Hypoxylaceae. The transcript has 7 exons. The record is from RefSeq and is a predicted model, not a curated record. Gene Ontology annotation, biological process: actin filament organization; vesicle transport along actin filament. Gene Ontology annotation, molecular function: actin filament binding; ATP binding; microfilament motor activity. Gene Ontology annotation, cellular component: myosin complex; cytoplasm; actin cytoskeleton. Bases 579 to 5303 code for a protein of 1574 amino acids.
CCUAAUAAUACGUACAUAACCUAGUGCAUAGUACCUAUUGGUAGGUAGUAACGGGUACACAACACCCACACCCACACCACACCAGCAGCACAGUGACCACACACCUACCUUAUUGCAUUACAUUAUUGUACAUACAACGGUGCAAGCUUGCAAAAGGUGCAAUAUCACAACGCGGUCGACACAAAAAAUUGUCCAGCCCUUUUUUUUCAACUUCCUCCCCCUUCUCUAUUAUUCCUUCGGGUUGUCAGCAACAGCGACAUUCCAUACCCGUCGUCGUCGUUGUCGUCGUCGUCGUUGAGGCUUGCCCAUUCUAGGCUGCCUCAGGUUCUCUCUGGUUUCCCUCUAUUCGUUCCAUACAACUUUCUAGCGGCUGUGGGCUCUUCUUCGUCCAGUACAUAACCUCUCCUCUCGCUUGUCGUUUGUGUGUCCGCUCGUCGUCCAAACUCCACAAAUCAACACGAAUGCCUCUUGCUCUCGCCCUUCCCUGAUAAAAAGUGUCCUAAAAUCCUCCCGUCUUCCGCGACGCGGCCGAACCUACUUUCUAUUCUAUACUCGAUCCGACUUCUCAACAGCCUCCCAUGUCGCAUACCUACGAUGUCGGUACGAGAGCUUGGCAGCCAGAUGUCACCGAGGGCUGGGUGGCAUCCGAGGUUAUCAAGAAAACCAUCGAUGGCGACAAGGUGCACUUGGUCUUCAAGCUCGAAAAUGAAGAGACCAAAACAGUAACCCUCUCGGCGGAGGCCCUGGGAAAUUCUAGCGACCCGUCGUUGCCUCCGUUGAUGAACCCCUCCAUGCUAGAAGCUAGUGAUGAUUUAACAAAUUUGUCUCACUUAAACGAACCUGCCGUGCUCCAGGCUAUCAAGCUACGAUAUGCGCAGAAAGAGAUCUAUACGUACAGUGGUAUAGUGCUGAUUGCUACAAAUCCUUUUGCUAGAGUCGACUCUCUCUAUGUCCCGGAUAUGAUUCAGAUUUACGCUGGCAAGCAGAGGGAGACGCAAGCGCCCCAUCUGUUUGCCAUCGCUGAAGAAGCUUUUAUGAAAAUGGUAAAAGACAACAAGAAUCAAACUGUUGUAGUGUCGGGAGAGUCUGGUGCUGGAAAGACUGUCAGUGCUAAGUAUAUCAUGCGAUACUUUGCCACAAGAGAAUCCCCAGACAACCCAAGCGGUCGUAAGAAGGGAUCCGACGCGAUGAGUGAGACGGAGGAGCAGAUUUUGGCAACUAAUCCCAUCAUGGAAGCUUUUGGCAACGCCAAAACGACAAGAAACGACAACUCGUCCAGAUUCGGAAAGUAUAUCGAGAUUAUGUUUGACAAUAAGACAAACAUUAUUGGAGCUAGGAUCCGUACGUAUCUUCUCGAGCGGUCGAGGUUGGUCUUUCAACCCCUGAAGGAGAGGAAUUACCACAUUUUCUACCAGCUCUUGGCCGGAGCAUCAGAUAAGGAAAGGAAAGAGCUUGAUCUGUUACCGGUCGAGCAAUUCGACUACCUCAACCAAGGAAACUCUCCUACGAUCGAUGGAAUGGACGACAAGGCUGAAUUGGCAGCUACUAAGAGCUCGCUCAAGACGAUCGGCGUAGACGAGACUCAGCAGUCCGGCAUCUUCAACCUCCUUGCCGGUUUACUGCACCUAGGUAAUGUAAAGAUCGGUGCCUCCAGGAAUGACAGUGUGCUGGCUCCUACCGAGCCCUCCUUAGAGAAGGCAUGCUCCAUUCUCGGAAUUGACGCUACCAACUUUGCCAAAUGGAUCGUAAAGAAGCAGCUUGUUACCCGUGGUGAAAAGAUCGUGUCCAACUUGACGCAGCAGCAAGCCCUAGUCGUGCGAGACUCCGUUGCUAAAUUUAUAUACUCGAGUUUGUUUGAUUGGCUUGUAGAGGUCAUCAAUAGGAGUCUUGCUACCGACGAGGUUUUGAGCCGUGUCAGCUCCUUCAUCGGUGUUCUCGAUAUCUACGGAUUCGAGCACUUCGCUAAGAACUCUUUCGAGCAGUUCUGUAUUAACUAUGCCAAUGAAAAGUUACAGCAGCAGUUCAACUCCCACGUGUUCAGACUCGAACAGGAAGAAUACGUCCGAGAACAAAUUGACUGGAAGUUCAUCGAGUUUUCUGACAACCAACCGUGUAUUGAUUUGAUCGAGGGCAAACUAGGUAUUCUAUCUCUCCUGGACGAGGAGUCCAGGUUACCCAUGGGUGCGGAUGAGCAGUUCGUUACCAAGCUUCAUCACAACUUUACUCCCAACAAGAACAAGUUCUACAAAAAACCCCGGUUUGGCAAGUCAGCUUUCACCGUCUGCCAUUAUGCCGUCGACGUCACCUACGAGUCAGAGGGCUUUAUUGAGAAGAAUAGGGACACUGUGCCGGAUGAGCACAUGGAAAUUCUCCGUGCUACGACGAACAAAUUCUUGAGCCGAGUGCUCGCUGCUGCAUCCGCUGUCCGCGAGAAGGAUGUCGCCGCUUCUGGCUCUGCUGUGGCUAAGCCCACCCCCGGGCGGAAGAUAGGAGUUGCUGUUAACCGCAAGCCGACUCUCGGUGGUAUCUUCCGCUCGUCGCUCAUCGAGCUCAUGAACACAAUUGGCCAAACCAAUGUUCAUUAUAUUCGUUGCAUAAAACCUAACGAGGCUAAAGCGGCAUGGGCUUUCGAAGGUCCCAUGGUUCUCAGUCAGCUGAGGGCUUGUGGUGUUCUCGAGACCAUCCGCAUUAGUUGUGCUGGUUACCCAGGUCGCUGGACAUACGAAGAAUUUGCUCUUCGAUACUAUCUUCUCAUACCCUCCACUCGAUGGCAGACAGAGAUUAGGCAGCUAGUCAAGGAAAUUCUUGGCCAGGCUCUGGGCUCAGGAACAGGCACUGGAACCGACAGCUACCAGCUUGGUAUCAGCAAGGUCUUUUUCCGCGCUGGUAUGCUUGCCCAUCUCGAGAAUCUUCGACAAAGUCGCAUGAGUGAAGCCGCUAUCAUGAUCCAAAAAAACCUCAAAGCGAAGUACUACCGCCGAAAGUACCUCGAAGCACGAGAUGCCAUCAUUGUUUUCCAGUCGCUCAGCAGAGCAUACGCAACUCGAGCAAAGGCAAACGAACUGCGCACCGUCAAGGCGGCGACCACAAUCCAAAGGGUGUGGAAAGGGCAAAAGCAGCGCAAAGUGUUCCUCCGGAUCAGAAGUAGCGUCAUACUUGUGCAGGCAGCUGCCAAAGGUUACCUGCGAAGGAAGGAGAUCAUGGAAACCCGUGUGGGUAACGCCGUGAUCCUCAUUCAGCGAGUGUGGCGUUCAAGGAGACAGGUUAAAGCAUGGAGAAGUUACCGAAAGAAGGUUAUUUUGGUCCAGAGCAUGUGGCGCGGAAGACAGGCUCGGACGGAGUACAAGGGGAUGCGCGAGGAAGCUCGCGAUCUAAAGCAGAUUUCCUACAGGCUUGAAAACAAGGUUGUCGAACUUACACAGUCGUUGGGUACUAUGAAGACCCGCAACAAGGAUCUUCAAAGCCAGGUGGAGAACUACGAAAACCAGAUCAAGUCGUGGAAGAGCCGUCACAAUGCUCUCGAGACACGGACAAAGGAACUCCAAGCCGAGGCCAACCAAGCUGGUAUCGCCGUGGCCAAGCUACAAGCUAUGGAGGAGGAGAUGAAGAAGUUGCAAAACAACUUCGACGAGUCAACUUCAAGUGUCAAGAGGAUGGCGGAGGAGGAACGAGAAUUAAAGGAGUCUCUGCGUACCGCGAACGAAGAUUUAGAACGCAUCAAGCAAGAGAGCACGCUUCACGAAAACGAAAAGAUCAACUUGCGGGAACAACUCUCCCAGAUGGCCGAGGAGCUCGAGCUGGCGAAACGAUCAGCGUCAAUGAAUGGAGAGCUUACCAACGGCAACGGCAUUUCUGCUGUUCCCAAUGGUCUCAUCAACCUGGUGUCAUCCAAGAAGCCGAAGCGUCGGAGUGCGGGUGCCGAACUCAGCGGAAUGGACCGCUUCAGUGCCGCCUACAACCCCCGUCCAACCUCUAUGGCUGUCACGAGCGGGGCUCACCGGCCUGGUGUGGGCUAUAUCGCAGCUGCCGACACUAUCGAGAUGGAAUUGGAGAACCUCCUUGCCGACGAGGAUGGCUUGAACGAGGAAGUUACUUUGGGCUUGAUCAAGAACCUCAAGAUUCCGUCACCCAACACCAACCCACCACCUUCGGACAAGGAAGUUCUGUUCCCUUCCUAUCUUAUCAAUCUCGUCACAUCCGAAAUGUGGAACAAUGGCUUCGUCAAGGAGUCGGAGAGAUUCUUGGCCAAUGUUAUGCAGUCGAUCCAGCAAGAAGUCAUGCAUUACGAUGGGGACGACGCCGUCAACCCUGGAGCCUUUUGGCUUUCUAACGUACAUGAGAUGCUUUCGUUCGUCUUCCUUGCUGAGGAUUGGUACGAGGCCCAAAAGACGGACAACUACGAGUACGACCGGCUUCUGGAGAUCGUCAAGCACGAUCUGGAGAGUUUGGAGUUCAACAUUUAUCACACUUGGAUGAAGAUCCUUAAGAAGAAGCUGCAGAAGAUGAUCAUUCCCGCCAUCAUCGAAUCUCAAUCGUUGCCAGGCUUUGUCACGAAUGAAAGUAAUAGAUUCCUCGGCAAGCUGUUGGCCACUAACUCGCAGCCUGCAUAUAGCAUGGACAACCUGCUGAGCCUGCUAAACAACGUCUUCCGAGCGAUGAAGGCCUAUUAUCUUGAGGACAGCAUUAUCACGCAAACUGUCACCGAGCUACUCAGGUUGGUGGGCGUCACUGCCUUCAACGAUUUGCUCAUGAGGAGGAAUUUCCUGUCGUGGAAGCGAGGUCUCCAAAUUAACUACAAUAUCACUCGAAUUGAGGAGUGGUGCAAGAGCCACGAUAUGCCCGAGGGUACUCUACAACUCGAGCAUCUUAUGCAAGCAACGAAGCUUUUGCAACUCAAGAAGGCUACCCUUAAUGAUAUUGAGAUUAUCCAAGACAUCUGCUGGAUGCUUUCCCCCAACCAGAUCCAGAAGCUUCUAAACCAAUACCUGGUGGCAGAUUAUGAACAGCCUAUCAACGGUGAAAUCAUGAAGGCGGUAGCAUCCAGGGUGACGGAGAAGAGCGAUGUUCUUCUGCUGGCAGCUGUAGAUAUGGACGACAGCGGGCCGUAUGAAAUCGCAGAGCCCCGAGCGAUUACCGCUCUAGAAACAUAUACGCCGUCGUGGCUGCAAACCCCUCGACUGAAGAGGUUGGCGGAGAUAGUAUCUGCUCAGGCCAUCGCUCAACAGGAGAAGAUGGAGGCAGACGAGUACGAUAACGAUAAUGAACUAGCAGAGAUCGAGGAAGGGGAUGGGGAUAGUGCGUAGAGCCGCAAUAUCCACCACUUGCGACCUCUGCAAAUAGUACGCCUUCCGUUGACGACGUCGACGGGCCCAUGAGACUCACAGAUGGGUAGCUAGGCUUUUAAUGCGAACAAGUCUUUUACGUUAUGCGCAGUAUAUGAUUUUGAGCAGAAGCUCAUUUGGUUCGGGAAGGGGAAGACGAUGUCACCCAGUUUCAUGGAUAUCUAGGCACGAUUGAUUGACUUGAUUGAUUGAACUAGACGGGUCACGCGAACAAACACCACGCACUACACCAUGCAUGGGCUAAUGGGGCGUUUAAGUGAUCGCGUCUCUGUUGAUUGCUAUCUUCGUCGCUGUCGCUCUUAUUGUGGCCGGUUGCUACUACUUCUUUUUUUUUUUAGACAUUUGAGGUUCCCUUGUUGCGUGUGUGGGCCAAGGGAGGGAAAGGAGAGGGAGGAGGAGGAGGAGGAGGAGGAUGGGGGGAGUGUAUUAAAAGAUGGACAAAUACUGUAGCAUCUAGCUUAGGUGUAUGGGGCUACU